This is a messenger RNA of Malassezia globosa CBS 7966, 3084 nucleotides long. RefSeq lists its product as uncharacterized. Gene Ontology annotation, cellular component: nucleus; cytosol. Gene Ontology annotation, molecular function: protein phosphatase regulator activity; protein phosphatase binding. The transcript has a single exon. Bases 1 to 3084 code for a protein of 1027 amino acids. Lineage: Eukaryota; Fungi; Basidiomycota; Malasseziomycetes; Malasseziales; Malasseziaceae. The record is from RefSeq and is a predicted model, not a curated record.
AUGGCGUCAGAGGUUUUGAGCUCAGAAAUCCCCGAAGUGACGAAAGUGCUUCUUGAUAAUGCAAACACAUUACUAGGUCCAUUUUGGGAUUCGAUACUUAGUGCGAAUUCAUAUGGACGGACAUGGCCAGUUCCUUUGCAUGAGCACCCCUUGACCAAAGGUUCCUACACCGCGAAAAAGGACGAGGAUGGCUCAACAGAUGACGUUCCCAUGGAAGUCCCCGAGCAGCAAGAUCAUGUCAUUUCUGGGCGUACAGACGGUCCUGGUUUUGCAGUCUUGGCUGGCUAUUGGGCCAAAGUGAACAUGACUUUACUGGAGCGACAUCCACAGGAGAUGCUUGCAUUCGUGAAGACAAUCCCCUACCUUGUCGAGGGCCUCACAUCUCACUUUGAAACACCCGCUAUCGUUGAGUUAUUAUAUCGAAUUAUUCAAUGUGAGGACACCGUGCCAGACUCCGGCAUCGUCGCGUGGCUCGCUGAGCAAGGCCUUAUUCCUCGGGUAGUGUCUCUGCUGUCCCCCAUGGUGUCUCCAGAACUGCACAAGGCUGCUUCUGAGUUCUUAAAAACCAUUAUAUCGCUUUCCGCACCCUCUCCAUCUUCCUUGAACCAGGUCACUGUGCAGGACUCAUUUGGUGGUCCUGGCGAAAUGUUACUGGGGGCUGGUGGUGUAAAUAACUUGCUUGUGCGUGAGCUGGCCUCUGAAGAUAUGGUGAAUCGUAUUGUCAGCUUUAUGCUGGAUUUUAGUUCUAACUCACGACGAAGCAGCGCUACGCAGGAGACGUCGCGCAAGAAUGAUCUUAUUUUGCACAAAUUGCAAGAAGAUUCUGCCGUUGAAGAAGAAGAAGAGGAAGAAGACGUAUGGCAGUUCCGUCAGACCAUGAAAGACCGCCAAAACCGGCAUUUCUCGAUUGGCCGACGUUUGUCUUCUGCAGGAACCGGUGUGCGUGACUCUACUGCCACGAUUCGUCCGUCGCAUGUGCAUCGGCAGAGCUCAAUCCGUCGUCCUAUCAGCUCGCAAUGUUUGUCGUCUUCGUUCGUGAACUGCGCAGGCGUAUUCAUUGAAUUAAUUCGAAAAAAUAACAGCGACUAUUUUGAGCAGCAUCUUUUCCACACAUUGCGAAACUAUCUUGUGAUUCGCCAGCAGGAGCUGUCUGGUCAACAAAACCAAGAGCGACUGUCGCAGAGAACGACGGAUCCUAGUGUCGAUGAGAAGCCCGAACUCACAUUGGAGAAUCUACCUCUUGAGGACGAUGCUGAUACCGAGGGCUUGGAUGAAGCCUUGGACGAAGUGGCACAGAAGAUGGGUAUUGUCCACCUGGGCCCACUUCUCCGUGCGCUGGCAGAGAAGAUACCCGAGCUGCAGGAGCGAGUGCGGUGUGGUCUAGACUCGUCAGGCCUCAUCACGACGUCAAUGGGACAGAUUGAGCCCCUUACUCACACACGCUACUGUAUUGUUGAGCUUUAUGCGGAACUGUUGCACUGCUCAAACAUGGCACUAUUGAACCGUCCAGCCAAUUCGGGCCCUACAUAUUCUCCAUCGGGGUCUCUUCUUGGAGGGCUGGAAGGUUUGCAUGCUCUGGCUCGUACGUUGCAGGGUGAAGAUGACUUGGAGCAGGACCAGAGUAGCAUGUCAGCGAGUGCCGAGUGGGAAGCUGAUCGCGACGAAAAUGAGCGUCACCUGUCGGAAUCUAGUGCAUCAAGUUUCAAAGAAAAUGGUGGCUCUAGUAGUGCUGAAAUCACAGAUUCGUCGGGAUCGGAUCAUGCUGAAGAUGGAAGUGAUGCUGAAAGUAUCGCCUCAGCUUUAUCGAGCAUGUCUCUCGCUGACAUGAUCUCGCAGUUCACGCGACGUCGCCCUCCUGCACAAGAAAGUGACGUUCAGAUUGUGGGCAAUUACCUAAAGACACAAUUCCUUUCUUUUCAGGUCAUCCCUACACUUCUGGAGCUGUUGCUCGCUUUUCCAUGGAACAACUUUCUGCACAAUGUUGCAUAUGACAUUCUCCAGCAACUUUUCAAUGGCGACAUGGACGUGGCGAUUAAUCGGAAACUUACUAUUUCCGCAUUCAAAGACGCGCAUCUUAUUGAAACCAUCUUGGAGGGCGCCCGACGGAAUCGGGCAUCGUCCGAGGGUCCCCGUCGCAUUCGACUUGGCUAUAUGGGUCACCUGAAUUUGAUUGCAGAAGAGAUUGUGAAGCUUAUGGAACGCUAUCCUUUGGAGAUUGGUAACUAUGUGCAAGAUCACUUCACCACUGAGUGGGAGAAAUUCUUGAACGAAGACCUUUCCGAUUACCGCGCUAAAGAAUCUGCGCCUUUGGCUGGUGGACGUCCGUCAGGGAACCACUCGGGCGUACAAAAUUGGUCGAAUCUCGACUCGGACAACUGGUACUCGAGUAAUGACAAUAACGUCUCCUUUGGUCAUUACUUGUCUUCACAAAUGCGUUCAGGCGCUGGUGACGAGGAAUCGGAGGGCAAUGCUGUGACGUUCUUGAGCCAAACUGAUUCCAUGCUUGAUCCCGCGACACAAGACGCAGUUGAGUGGGGUCCAUUUGCAGAUUCUCAUUCCGCUUUUGAGUUCACUUCGACGGCAUCAAUUGAUCCGCAGCAGCCGGGAAGGCAAGAAAACCUCACUCCUGCAGAUUGGGCUGCUGAGUUCCGGCGUGGUACGAUGGAUGAUAUCCCGGCCGAGUCGGCCGUCGACAACGAUUCUGAUUCGGACGAUAUGGGCGACGCUCCAGACGCGUCUGGCUCAGGUACAGACUCGGACGAUAACAAUGACGACGAUUCGCCGUUCGUCGAUUUACACAAGCCAGGUGCUUUGCGAAAGUGCACGCAAAACAUGGAUGCUGCACACCCUGAGCGAGUUGCUGGUCACGGCGAUUUAACUGGCGACCAACACUGGCCAGCUGCUCAUGCUGCUCAUCAUGUUCGAACUUUCUCUGGUGGUGGUAGAGACAAUGCUGCUGCCCUCGCUGCAGAGCAACUUCAUGAGGCUGUGGAGCCUACCGAAGAGGGCCUACUGCGCCGUACGCUUUCUGAUGGUACUACUGUAACUGCUCCCCUCGAUGAUGCCGAGUUGGCUCAGUCUUAA